This is a messenger RNA of Tetrahymena thermophila SB210, 1901 nucleotides long. RefSeq lists its product as hypothetical. NCBI's taxonomy places the organism in Eukaryota, Ciliophora, Oligohymenophorea, Hymenostomatida, Tetrahymenidae. The transcript is spliced from 14 exons. The record is from RefSeq and is a predicted model, not a curated record.
UGAAUAUCUAAUUUAAAAUAUUCUAAGUAGCAAAGUAAUUUAUAAAUAUACUAAAUUUAGAUAGCUUGUUUCCAUUAAAUUAACACUUAUUAAUGUUGGAAUAUAACUUAAAGAAAUAUGGCCUAUUUGAAUUAUCUUAAAAUUUCAAAUAAGAAUAAAUAUAAGAGCAAUCUAGUACUCGACAAGUUUUAAGGAGUUUUAAGAAAUUAGAAUAAAUACCGUCUUACUUACUUUCUGAUUUUGCAUUAAAUUUAGAUAAAUAAUGUAUAUCAUAAGAACUGGUAGGGUUAAUCAGAAAGAAGAUGUCAACAUACAGAUUUUCCACUAAAAAAUUGUCUUUGUCACUAAAUAUGAUAGCGUACUCGACAACAACACUUCAAAACCUGUUUAAUGCUUUAGCUUAAGCAGAAAUGUGUAAAUGCUUGCAAUUAUACUAUUGUCACAAUUAAGUCACAAGUGAAGUUUCGGAAAUCAUAGGAAGAUUUAUGCGUUAUUAUUUCUUUCUGGAAAGAGUGGAUCUAGAUAUAAGUUACUGUACUGAUUUCUCCAUUAAAGAUGUUAAUAAUAUAAUAUCCUCUAUCAGGAAGACCUUAACUCACUUCUCAAUUAAUUUCAAAAGUGCAAACAUUACUGACAUUUGUUUGAAACACAUCUCAAAAACUAUGGAGAGCUUCACUAAAAUUUAAUCUCUAUUUAUAGAUUUAUCUUAAAACUAGAUAACUAAAGCUGGUGUAAGAGAGUUCUUUUAUAGCCUAAAACAAAUGAAUUAUCUCAGAGAGCUGGGGCUAACGUAUGGAGGUAAUAACUUAGAAUUAAAGGAUGUGAUGUUUGAAGUUAGAAACAUGAAAAAACUGAAAAGCCUUUAUCUGGGGUUACAGAUUCCCUCUUCUUCUAACAACUUGUUUUUUGAUGAUGAAGCCUUCGAAGAGAGUUUUGACUAUCAUAGUCAGUUUAUAGAAUAAGAGAAAAUCAGCUAAUACUGUUUGAUUAAAAGCAGUGAUUUAAUUGAUCUAAAAUAAUAUGUGAAAGAAUUAAAUGAAUUAACUAGCCUUUCUUUAAACAUACAAAACCAAAAAUAUGUGUCCCCUUAUCUUAAUUUAUUGAUAUGUCCUUAUUUGUUUCAUCUUAAAGAAGUUAGAAUUUAUACUCGGGGCUUUUCUAUGUAGAACUAAGAUGCUCAGUAGCUAUUUUACAAUAUGGCUCAUAUGGAAAAUUUGAUAUCAAUAACUUUAAAAUUAGAGGAGAAUUCGUUGACGUCAGCUAUUGGUGAAUAUUUGAAUUAUAUGAUUAAGCGAAAGUAUGAAUAACUGAUCAAGCUGGACGUAUCGUUCAAAUCAAAUAUUUUAGACGAAUGUUGCAUCAGUGAUAUAUUUAUGCCUUUAUUUAAAUGUGAGUACCUGACUGAAUUCUCAUUCACUAUCUUUGAUGGAGAUAAUUUCUUCUAUGAAGAAUAAAAUUAAGAUAUCAGUAUGACAUUUUAGAGGCUAUUAUAUUUCAUUCAGUCAUAGUGUAUCAUCAGAUAAUCUAUUUUGCUUUAAACACUAAUAUAAAAUAAAGUUAUGUAAAUGAAAUGAUUGAAUAAUCUCACAGAUUUUUAUUCAUUUAGCUUAUAAUUUUCAAGUAAAAGUAUAAUAAUAUGCUUGUGUGAAUAUAAAUGAAAUUUAUUGAUCUAUCUAUUCAAGAAUUUUUUAAGAUAAUUGCUAAAUUAAUUUACAAGUUUUUAGAUUAAUUUACUUAUUUUUUAUUGCAAAACUUGUAAUUUUACAAAAGAAUAAUUGAUUUUUUUAGGAGAUACAUAUUUAUAUAUUAUUUUGCUUGCUUGUGUACAUUUCAAUGAAUGAAUCAAUGCAUAUUAAUUUAUUUACUUGUAAAAAUAUAAUUAAAAAUAUAUGAAGACAAUA